ACAAAACACAUCGCAAUCUCACACAGCGGGGAGUGAGUGAGCUCUUACUGACAAUAUCCCCAAGUUGUACAGGGACUCUGGCAGUUUCGCUUCUCCACCAAGCGACAAGGAACUGAUACCAGUUUGAUUUUAAUACUGCACGACAGCACCGAGACGCUAAUUUCCAAAAAAACUAGGUUCCAACUUUGUACUUGUCUGACCUUCAGCGGUCUUCAGCCCACUUAUAAACGGGCACACAGUCAUGUAGAGAGGAGAGAGUCGAGGACACCCAGGUCACUUUCAGCACUUUCGUCACAAAGAGACACCCCCUCCACUGUUCGGGCUGGACUGCACAGCAGCCCGCCCCCCGCGUCCCCCAGCCAUGUCGUCACGCAUCGCCAUGCGCCUGCAGCUUAUGCGGGACCAGAUGCAGCAGGAGGAGCAGCGGGAGCGGCAGCAACAGCAGCAACAGCAGGCAGCAGCCAUGCAUUACAUGCAGCAACACAUGCCAGGCCCAACCACACCCUCACCCGCCAUCAGUGCUCCAUCUCACUUCCAGGCGCCCAUGCAGGUGCCCGUCGAAGUGCUAAAGGUGCAGACUAAUCUUGAGAACCCCACCGACUACCACCUCCGGCAGUCUCAGCGGCAGCAGCUCAAGGAGUACCUGUCCACUACCUUUGCCACCAAGCAGGCUGUGCACGCUGUCGCAAGCAUUGUUCAGCCUUCUCCGCCACCCACCAUGGCCCAGGGUCAGACAGGAACUGUCCCACCUCCCCUACCAUCUCCAUGCAUGCGCACAGAGCAGCUCAUGAACUCUGCUGGGAACAGCGCACCCAACAGUCCCAUGGCAAUGCUCAACAUCGGCUCCAGCCAUGAGAAUGAGAUGGAUGAUGUUAUUGAUGACAUCAUGAGCCUGCAGUCCAGUUAUGAUGACAUCCAGGCUUAUAUUGAUCCUGUGGUGCAGAUGCCAAACACACUCCCACUGUCUAGCAGCCAUUUGGAUGUGUACAUGGGGCCAGGUAUGACCGGACCAGCAGUCGCCAUGUCCAGCAAUUCCUGCCCUGCCAAUCUGGCCAUCAAGAGAGAGGUCCCAGAUGGUGACGUCCGUGCCAUGGCUAAAGAGAGACAGAAGAAAGACAACCACAACCUGAUUGAAAGAAGACGAAGAUUUAACAUUAAUGAUCGAAUUAAGGAGCUGGGAACCAUGAUCCCCAAAACCAAUGAUCUGGAUGUACGCUGGAAUAAAGGCACGAUUCUGAGGGCCUCUGUGGAGUAUAUAAAACGCAUGCAAAAAGACGUCCAGAGAACCAGAGAGGUGGAGAACAACUUCAGAAAGAUGGAGAUGGCCAACAAACAUCUAUGGCUCCGCAUUCAGGAACUUGAGAGGCAGGCUCAAAUGCAUGGCCUUCCCAACACCUCUCCAUCAGGCCUGAACAACACUGAGGUUCUGAACCCCUUCAUCAAGCAGGAGAGCAGUCCUGAGGAGAACCACCUCCCGCAUCAGCACCACCUCCCCCCUCACUACCCCCAGCAUCAACAGCAUCAGGGUCAGCCCCGGCCGCACCCUCAGCUUCACCAGCACCUCCACCCCCAGCCCCCGCUGCAGUAUCCAGCUGUCGGCAGCUCCCAGCACUUUGACUAUGCCCAGUCACUGGACUUAUGUGACAGUGGCAUUCUAGGAUAUCAGGAUGGGAUGGGUGGCAUGGGGGAUCUCGGCUCAUUGGGCGGAGGCAUUGCACAAAUGGGAAAGAAGAAUGAGCUAGGUUUCUUACUAAUGGAUGAGACCUUAUCGCCUUUGGGUGGAGACCCGCUGCUAUCAGCCAUGUCCCCUGAAGCUUCUGUGGACAGCAGCCGUCGUAGCAGUUUUAGCAUUGAGGAUUCAGACGUACAGUGAUGUGGCCGGCCUUGCGUGUCACUGUGCAGAUAUUGCAAAUAUAACGCAGUUAGCAGAAAAUACGGUUUAGGUACUUUUUCAUGUUUUGUCUGGCACACAAAUCAAAGCGUCAUGCUUUUAGUAUGAUUUAUUACUUUUGUAUACAAACCUUUUUUUGCUCUACAAAGCUGUUCGCAAAAAUCAGUAUAUGCACAUAAUGAUACAUAGAUACAUGCAAUAUACACUGUAACAAAACAAACUGAAAUGCUUGAAUCCUGUCACCUAGCGUUAGCUUAUAUUGUACAACAAUCCAGAAGCCCUGCAAUAUAAAAGUGCACCAGUACAACCAUCAAAACUUCCGUUUAGGUAUUGUUUUGUAACCCAAAAAUGUAGCGUUCGAACCAGUACAAAAAAAAAUUUAAAUAUGCAUCUCCACCUUAAAAUCAUAAUCAAUACAAAAGUCACAUUUAAUUUCUGUCUUGCACUGUAAAAAUGCUCUGUUUUAUAGCUUUAUUAUAUACACUGUCAAGCAUUAAGUCAAAAUAUGUGCCCCAUCUGUCACUGGAGUGGUACCCUUUUAAAAAGUGCAGCUUUGCACCUAAAGAGUUCAUAUUAGUACCUCAGAGGUACAUAAUGGUACCAAUGACAGCCUGUAAGUACCUCAUAUAUACAUAUUAGUACCUCAAAGGUACAUGUUGUUACCAAAUGUAUACUUAUCUAAUGGUACAUAAUAGUACCUUUUGAAAGGGUACUGCGUUAGUGAUAGCUGGUGUAAAUAUUUUGACCGUAAGUCAGUCCUUCUCCAGAAAAACGUGAUUAUGCGAUCGCAUGAUUCAAUGCGUAAUCAGCCAAAGUCCGCAUAUUUAUGUGCGGGCCGCAUUUUUUUAAAAUGCCGCACUUUCGGCGCAUAAAUUGCAGAUUUCUGCUCGCAAAAUAUGCAGGGCUUACAUGAUUUCAAAAACAUUAAUGAAAAGCUGCAAACAGUUUUUGCAAGUUCACGCAGUGUUGGCAAGUUCACGCAAUUUCAUUGCAUGAACAUCCUGCAUAUUCCAUUGCAUUUUUUAAGAAAACGUGCCGCAACAAUCACAAAAGAACUCCGCGUUUUUCUGGAAGGACUGAUUUGUCUUUUUCCAAUAGUGAAACAUAUAUUUUCCUAAUAAAUAGAUUGGAAGCGUUUCCUAUGAUUAUAUCACCACAUCUAAGCUCUUAGACAGACAGAGGGAAAGCUUCCUCUAUCAUAGCAAUAUGCAAAAUCAGCUUCCUUCCAGGUUCCCACAGACAAAAAACCUUUUGAAAAAGUUUAUUUAAAGGGACUGUAAGUAGGAUUUUAAGUGUUUUAUUAAUCAAAAUCAAUGUCUUUAUUCAUAAAUAUGUCCUCAUUGGUGUCAAAAGACCUCUGGCAAUGAUCUGACUUUUCUAUGUAAGCUUAGAAUUUCUUCUCUUUACUUACAUUAAACGGGUAAGUCCAAGGAGGUUUCCGUGUUCGUUCCGCCAUAUUGAUAAACUAUAAUAGCAGAGAGGGACAAAAAGCACUAGCCUACCAACAUGUUUCCACAAUGCGUUUUUAUUCACCAGCUGAAACAGACAAGGAGAUCAGUGAGUACAUAACGGCUACCAUAGUUACAACACGCAUUUGGAAAAGCGAGGCGCUAGAGAGCACUGUUCGUUUGAAUGCAAAUACAAUUUCACCACUACAUGGGGGAAAAUCCUACUUAUUAUCCCUUUAAACGUCUAAAAUGUCUACAAAUGAAGCAAUACAUUUUCCAGUUAUGUUCUUCAUAAUAUUUCAUCCGCAAAUAUUGCUCUUGGGUAGAGUUAAACUUGUGCACAAGCCAUGGCAAUGUCUUGUUUGUCAGUGAAUCAUUAUUUUCAGUUCUUUCCAACCAAUUCACAAAUGAGUGUAAAUGAUUUAAAAUUGCUAUAGUACAAAAGUUUAAUGAUUUUUGUAAUUCAUUGGUGAAAGUGUGGAAACCCUGCAAGCUUUCAUUACUGUCUGUUAAAGCAUACAGUAAAGUCUCGUCCUAUACACUGGUUAGUAUUUCAGACUAUUGUGUGCAAUUCUCCACCAACAUGAAGAGAUUUUGAAAAAGAUAAAAGAAACCUGCCACAGUGCCUGACACAAAACAUUAGUUUUACACAAAUACAUUUUGAUGUAGCAGCUCGUGUUGUUAUUGAGGACAAAACAAUGCAUGCGGGCUUUGUUUGUUUAACAGAACAGAGCAGGUGCUGGUGUGACAGUUGAGUCAGUGGACAGCACAGCAGAAUGAAAUAUAAAUUAACUAGUCUUGUUGGAACAUACUCCUAGUAAGGUGCCUUAAAGCCAAGGCUGGAUUCUUCAAAAAGCACAAGGUGAAAUGUCCUCGCAUGUUGGAACGCAGAAAAAUAAAGCCAACAGCUGUGAGUGCCAUUUGCCAAGCUCAAAUUUAAACAACCAAGGUGCCUUUCAGGGAACCUGGAUCAAAUUUCAGAUUGAUCCACGUUUUUGUUGUUGUUGUUGUUGUUGUAAAGAAAGUAAAUAUUUUCAAAAGGUACAUGUACUUAUAUAGAUUUCUUUUUCCCAAAGCACUGGAGAAACCAAUUAUAAUUUUAUUGAUAUUAUAAAGAUUUUAUGAAGUGAGUUUUAUUUCAAAUGUUUUAUGCCACUAAGCCACUUAAAUGUAUUUUAUCUGUCCUUUUUUAUUUUAUCUUCUAAAAAAUAUUUUUCACUGCCGAGCCAUUGAAAUAUAAACAUAUUUCUCAUGCCAUUCUGUUAUGGAAAUGGCAAGUGUGGAGCCAUAUAUAUAUAUAUAUAUAUAUUUUUUUUUUGUACAAAAUCAUUAAAACACAUCAGGCUUUUAAGAAAUUAAAAGAGCAUGUAAAUGUUGUUUUUAUAUUAUUUGAUUCUUUUUUAAGAAAAGGUGAUAAUGUUAAGUUGGUGAUUCGUUGUUUCAUUCAAUAUUGAUUGGAGAAUGUGAAUUUUAUGUAUUGUACAGUUCAGUAGGUUAAAUUUAAGAUGGUUUGUAGUCUGCCUGUGUUAAACAUGAGCUUUAAUAAGUUUCUUAAAAACAUUUUCCAAAUGAUACACUUAUUGUUUAACCACCACCUCUCUCUGUUUUAUUGCUUUAUUAUUUUAAAGGUACAGUCCAUAAGUGUUGAAACAGCACCACUUACCACUCAGUGAUGAAAAUACAGGGGAGACACCACCGGUGUUAAUACAUUAUUGCAGGGGUUUAUGACUAAAUGCCUGCCCAUGGCAGCAAUUAUAGAUCACACAUAAGUAUAACCGACCAACUUGUUAAGCUGGGUUGGUUACUCUAUGCAAAUCUUUGACUUGGUUAGCUAGACAAGAAAAAGUAAAAAAUAAGCAAGGGCAUUUUUGGAUAGCAUACUGUAGCUAAAAAUGGGGCUUCUAAUUUUGCUUGUGUGACAUUUUUGUUUUUAGCCAUGCGCCAAGAAUGAAAAGGUUUGCUAUUAAAAAAAUGAAAAUAAAUCACUUGAAGUAAAAGAGUAUGCUUUGGUAAAAUAUCUUGAUGAAAAUACUUAUUUACAGCAUGCUGAAAGACAAUACAAACAGAAUGUGACUCAAGUUUUUACCGAAACUCUCUGAAGGCCGUGAGAAUGUUUCAAUGUUUCAUUACUGUGGAUGUGUCAUGUAUAUGGGAUUUGCGCUUUCAAAAUCUCUGGAAGAAAUGACAGCUCUCAUUAAACAUAUUUAAGAUGAUGGGAAAACGAAA
Paramisgurnus dabryanus is the source of this 5565-nucleotide messenger RNA. RefSeq names its product transcription factor EB (gene tfeb). Gene Ontology annotation, molecular function: protein dimerization activity; DNA-binding transcription factor activity, RNA polymerase II-specific; RNA polymerase II cis-regulatory region sequence-specific DNA binding. Gene Ontology annotation, cellular component: nucleus. Gene Ontology annotation, biological process: humoral immune response; regulation of transcription by RNA polymerase II; positive regulation of DNA-templated transcription. The record is from RefSeq and is a predicted model, not a curated record. Lineage: Eukaryota; Metazoa; Chordata; Actinopteri; Cypriniformes; Cobitidae.